CCGAUUGGCUGAACGUCAUUAUCGGUGACCGCAUGCGCGCCCCAUGAUGCCACAGUCCGAACCCGCCGACGCCACGGACGUCUUGGUCCACGUACGAGGGGCACGGAUUCCGACGGCCACAUCCUUUUCUCUAGCUGCGCACUCCUGCCACUUUCUAUUGUGAGUGGUGCCGUGAGUUAUUUUCCGAAGGCGGAACAGACACUUGCAAAAAGUUUUAUUAGCCUAGAAUCCGACGAUGGACUUUGACGAGGACAUGUCGGGGCUGCAGAUUGAGGACUUGGGCGAGUAUUUCUUGCAGACGGACAUUAAUGACAACUGGAAGGGCUUUUCAUUGGGUUACACGGAUGAAGAGCAGCAAAAUCCCAAGCAGACAGGAGCACCUCCCGCCGAGAAUACUGGAACUUCUACUCAGCAUUUGACGUCUCCGCCACUGGCCAGUAUCUCGGAGAUGCUGAAGCAUGGCAAUGGACUCGGAGUGGGACUGGGCUUUGGCUCGCCCAGGAAGGACUUUGCCAAUCUUUUCCAGACCGGAUUGACCCCAGCUAGUGCCAAACCGGAUGUGGCCAUGAUGAACCGAACAGCGAGAGAUGCGAUAGAACUGGCGAAUUUCAGUCUGGACCAACACAGGAAACCUGCGGCGUUGCCGAUUGCAGCUUCGUCUGCAACCAAAGCGGCACCAUUGGGUGGUAGUAUUAAACCUGCAGCCCCUAAGGUGCCGAGUCCGCAAUGCCAGAACAUUUUGAACAAUGACGACGAUGACAUGAACAGUUUUGGAGCUGCUGCUGCGUUUAAACGUGAUUUUGACUUCAUGACCGUGGCAUGCGACCCUAGCGGAUGUUCGACUAUUGGCAGCACAGCUACGGUUAGUGCGCCGUCACCGACACCGGAAGACGACCGAGGAUACCGGAAGAAAUCGCGCGAGAAGAUGCGACGUCAAGAGGUGAAUGUCAAGUUUGAAGAGCUAGUUGACUUGCUGGGACUCUCGAACCGCGUUCGUAAGAGUGCGAUCUUGCAGGAAGCGGUGUCUGCUAUCAAGAGCUUGAAACGGGAGCGAGAUGAAUUACGUCGAGAUCGUGACCGUCUGCAGCAAGAAGUUAGCAAGUUGGCGACGUGUCUACAGUACUCGCACCUUGGGUCUGUGGCUGCUGCUAUGACGCAACCCAACCAGCAUAUGAACCCGUCGGGACAACUCCUUAACCCGCACGAUCCACAAGCAGCAGUCUCAAGCGGAAUGCAGGCAGUACACACGCAUCCGCUCAAUGUCCCGUGCAAUCCGGGUACCAACUGCUUCCCUAUUAGUUCAGCGUUUUCCAGUAUUUCGUCCCAGUUGGGAUCACAUUCGUCAUCGAGUUCAUCAGGGUCCGGUCAAGUUGCCAUUGCUCCCAAAAAUUUAAAGCCUGCACCAUUCACCCCGAUUGCACCCGAUACAGAGAUGAAGUAGGUUAGCAUACAGCAUCGUGAGUGUUAUUUGGAGUUAGAGGUCACAAGAAUAAUAAAGCUACAGUAUUGAUCACCAGAAG
Molecule: messenger RNA, 1520 nt
Organism: Phytophthora nicotianae INRA-310
Lineage: Eukaryota; Oomycota; Peronosporomycetes; Peronosporales; Peronosporaceae
Exons: 5
Coding region: 236-1441 (401 amino acids)
Molecular function (GO): protein dimerization activity
Source: RefSeq, a predicted model, not a curated record